AUGAGGAAGUGAGUGGGGUUGGCCUGUCAGGGACAGCUUUCUGCCCUUCCCAGCUCACAGCCCUGUCCUGCUACUGUGCCUGCCAUGGUGUCCCGGGACCAGGUCCACCUAGGCCCCAAGUAUGUGGGCCUCUGGGACUUUGAGGCACGGACAGAUGAGGAGCUGAGCUUCCGGCAGGGGGACAUCUUCCACGUGACCAGGAAGGAGGAGCAGUGGUGGUGGGCCACCCUGCUGGACUCUGCAGGUGCGGCCCUUGCUGAGGGCUAUGUGCCCUGCAACUACCUGGCAGAGAAGGAGGCCGGGGAGUCUGAGCCGUGGUUCUUUGGCCAAAUCUCCCGCUCAGAGGCCGUGCACCAGCUACAGGCGGAGGGCAACCCCACUGGUGCCUUCCUGAUCCGGGUCAGCGGGAAGCUGGGAGCAGACUACGUUCUCUCUGUGCGGGACGCUCAGGUCGUGCGGCACUACAGGAUCUGGCGGCGCUCUGGCCGGCUACACUUGAACGAGGCAGUGUCCUUUCCCAGUCUGCCCGAGCUCCUGGACUACCACAAGGCCCAGAGCCUGUCCCAUGGCCUGCGGCUGACCGUGCCCUGCUGCAAGCACGAGUCGGAGCCCCUGCCCCACUGGGCCAACUGGGAGAGGCCAAGGGAGGAGUUCACACUCUGCCGGAAGCUGGGCGCUGGCUAUUUUGGGGAGGUCUUUGAAGGGCUCUGGAAAGACCAGGUCCGAGUGGCCAUUAAGGUGAUUUCCCGAGACAACCUCCUGCACCAGAACACCUUCCAGCGGGAGAUCCAGGCCAUGAAGCAGCUGCGGCACAGGCACAUCCUGGCGCUGUACGCCGUGGCGUCCCUAGGGGACCCCGUCUACAUCAUCACGGAGCUCAUGCCCAAGGGGAGCCUGCUGCAGCUUCUGCGGGACUCUGAUAAGCAAGCCCUGCCCAUCUCGGAGCUGGUGGACCUUGCAUCGCAGGUGGCGGAGGGCAUGUGCUACUUGGAGUCACAGAACUAUGUUCACCGGGACCUGGCCGCCAGGAACAUCCUCGUGGGGGAGAACAAUAUCUGCAAAGUGGGGGAUUUUGGGCUGGCCAGGCUCAUCAAGGAGGACAUCUACCUCUCCCAUGACCACAGCAUCCCCUACAAGUGGACAGCCCCUGAGGCACUCUCCCUAGGGCAUUACUCCAUCAAAUCUGAUGUCUGGUCCUUCGGGGUCCUCCUCCAUGAGAUCUUCAGCAGGGGUCAGAUACCUUACCCAGGCAUGUCCAACCACGAAGCCUUCCUGAGGGUGGACGCUGGCUACCGCAUGCCUUGCCCCCUGGAGUGCCCACCUCCCGUGUACGGGCUGAUGUGCUCCUGCUGGAGCAGGGACCCAGAGCAGAGGCCUUGCUUCCAAGCCCUGUGGGAGAGACUCUCUGGCUUCACCAGGUACGAGAACCCACUCUGAGAUGCCUUGGGGGCUGCCUGGCCAGGUCCUGGCUGUCCUGGACCUCAACUGAGGAGAAGUGUGGUCCUUUAGUUUACUGACAUGAUGGUGGGCACAGCAAACACAGCACGUGGGGACUUGCGGAAGCAGCAGAGCAGCUACAUGACUCUGACAAGCAGCAGGCUGCAGGCCUGGCCAAAUGCCCUCACUGGCCGUCUCCCCAGCCACCAGCCUCCAACGUGGUCCUUUGGCCACAGAUGAACAUAACCAAGACCUCUCAAGAAAAGCAUCCUUUUGCCUUUGAAAGUUUUCUGUGCCAUCUCCUCUAAAAUCUUAGUCGUCGUCUUAAACACAGACUUCAGGGAAGUAACCAUCGACAUAAGAAAACUGAGAUGAAGUCUAAGAAGUCUUUUCCCCAGAAAAGCAGCACAGAGCUUUAUCCAGUCUGGGCAAUUGGAACCUCUCAUUUUUGACAAAACCACAAUUUGGUUAAAAAUACGGGUGGAGAAAACCCACCAUAUUUGUCUCUGGGUCACUGAUGGUCUGAAGGGAGAGCCUGGUGCGGCCUCCCAGAUGAGUGGCACUGCCCCUCUAAGGGCGUCCCCAGGCUGGUCUAUAAAACCCCUGGGGGGAGUUCUACCCAGAUUGCUUGGAGAAAGUGAGUGUUCAUAUAAGUAUCCCCAAACUCAGAAACACAGUAAAUAAUUCUUUUUUUUGUACCAAGGAUGGAACCCGGGGGUGCUUAACCACUGAACCACAUCCCCCUGCCUUUCUAUUUCUUUCGUUAAGUUGCUUAGGGCCUCACUAAGUCGCUGAGUGAGGCUGAGGCUGGCUUUGAAGUUGUGAUCUUCCUGUCUCCACUCAGUGGUCAAGUGUCCCUCGGUUCAAUCCCCAGUACCCCCCAAAAACAAAGCAACAACAAAAACCCACCGGUCACCCUAUACCCAACACCUGGGUGGCUCCCCUGCAGGACACCAGCACACCAGUGACAGGGAGACGCAUGCGCUGGGGCUCCCACUUGGUGUUGGGGCCUCAAGAGAUAUGGGGCACUUGAGUGCAAGGGGUCUGUCUGCAGGUGCAGCAGCUGUACUGAGGACGUGACGUGCUGGGAACUGGCGUCCCUCCAGUGGAGGCUGGCGGGUGUGGUUCAUUUACUUCCUGGUUUCCCUGAGAAUUUAGGGUUUCUGAGUUUGAAAUCAUGGUUUAUAGUAGUUGAAACCAUUAGAAAUAACAAGGAAACAAUCCUGUAUACGACAUACACAAGAGAAGUAUGAUGCUCUUUGAUUGGCUGAGAGGUAGCGAUCAGCCUGUCCUAAAGCAGAGGGACUGGUUGUCACAGGGGUAUUUAAAACAUAAAGCAUGCAUGCAAACAGACCCUCCCCUCCUGUAACCAAAGCUCACUAAGUCAGCCUCAGGGGUGACAGCACGGAGGUGCACUGGAGCUGGCUCUGUGAAAGGCCCUUUGUUAUGCCUUGGUGACUGGCCAGGAGACAGGACUUUGCUUAAACACAGCUUCUUGGGCUUCACUGUUUUUUACUAGGUCUUCCAUUACUGAAAAGCAUCUUCUCAUGAUCAAAAGGGCCAAGUAUGUAAACUUCUAAGUUUGUCUUUAAAAAAUCUUUUGUCAAUUUGAUUAAAUCAAUUACCAAACCUUUUGGCAUGAUUGACAACAUCUAAAACCAAAGUCUAAAUCAAGUCCCUUUGAUCUUGAACUUUGACCUUGAGUUUCCAGAAUGCCCCCUGGACACAGCCAGAAGUGGAGGUGGUGUACACCAGCAACCCAGGAGGCUGAGACAGGAGGACUGCAAGUUCAGGGGUAGCCUCAGCAACACAGUGAGGCCCUGACUCUGAAUAAAAUAUAAAAAAAGGGCUGGAGAUGUUGCUCAGUGGUUAAGCCCCCCCACCCCCCGAUUCAAUUCCUGGUACCAAAAAAUAAAUAAAUAAAAAUAAAAAGGGCUGGGGAUGUGGCUCAGUGGUGGAAUGCUCUGGUUCAAUCCCCAGUGUACAGAGGGGUGAGAAAGUCAUCUCAGCUUACACAGGAGAAAUUAAGUUCAUCAGGCUCAUUUGUGCUCCCCAACACAGCCAACCCUUCCCUGGGCUGUAUUUACAGUAGUCUGUGCUGCAGUUGGUGCUGAUGAGUGCUGCAGAAACCUGCUGUCAUGUCAGCAUGUUGUUGCCAUAGAAAUAACCACAUUUCCUUGUCAACUGCAUAACUGAUGUAAUCAACUCAUCAGAUCCUUAAUCAUGGCUUUCUUAAGUUCCUUCACAUUCACCGACAUCAUAAGGAAAGCAUUUGCAAUCAGCUACGGUCCAAAUACUUCUCCUUCAAGGUCCCACGGAGAUUGACAGGUGCUCUGGUACAGGCUUCUGGCAAUGUCAGGGGGACAAAGGACCCUGGAGAGAACUGAGGGCUCAAGGCUGCCCCAAGAUGAACCCACAAGGAUCACCAACCCAGAACAGAAUCAACUGGUGACCAUUUUUUUUUUUUUUUUUUUUUACGAUUUUAGCAUUGCUGGUCCCUUACUAUAGUUUUCCUGAUUUGAGGACCCCGCCUGCAGCAACUUGGGAAACACUUGUGAACAAAGGCAAAAUAUUUGUGCUUUUUUUCCCUGACCCUUCCAGAAGUCACAAACUAUUAGCAAGCAUCCCUGCUUUCAGGGCAACAUAGCCAUCUGUGUGCCAAGGCCCUGCUUUCCCUGGGACAGACACAAAUGUGGAUGCUGGCUGUUGCCAAACUUGGGCUGUGGUGUCCUUUUUCCAGCUGCAACUAGAUACAUGGACCUCAUGGUCCUUGGGAAGAACUGGCAUGGGACCUUGGAGACAUGAUGGCCUCAGAGUGAAAAAGGAUGUUGCUUCCUGCAGGCCUAGAAACUCAGAGAUGCAUUAGGGAGACUGGUAAGAGGACCCCCCACCACCACCACCACACCCAGGCCACAGGGGCAGGCCCAGGGCUUGGCUUCCUAAAGCAGUAGCAUCAUGUCCCUGUGUUCUCUUGAUACCAUUAUCCUGACUGCAUCCUGAAUACUUGUCUCCAGUAUAUGGCUACCACUCUCCACACCAGCAUUUCCAAAUUCCAAGAUUAUAGCUUAGAAUCACUAAACAUUAAAUCUGCCCCUUUCCUGAAGCUCUAGAAACUGUAGCUGGAUGACUUGGUAGGGACUUAAAUCAUGACUCAUGUGUGGAACACCUUGGUGACACCCCAGUAGCAGACCAGAAAGCCUCCCAGGUGCCACCUGAAGAUGCUGCAGGCCCAAGGAGUAGAAUCUCUGGGCUCGACAGGCCUGUGAGCUACUCUUACCACAGCCUCUUCCUUGAUCCCCGACCCCAUGGGGCAUGCACAGAGCCCAGCUGUGGGGAAGCCAGCACCUCCGAGAGGGGACAGACUGUGCGCUCCCACUGGAUAAUGCUCCCUGCUCUAACCUGUUAGAUCUUUGGCUCUUCCCAAGAAGUUCCCACAUGGGACUUAUGCUGCUUGGAGAAAACUGAGAGGACAGUGGCAGCAGGAGGCCGCAGAUCCAGGGGCAUCACUCUCUGGUUUUCUCUCCCAAGGUUCUCACAGGGUGGGCGUCUUGUCCUAUACUGAGUUGGAACUCAGAGCUUCGGUCCUGAGCACCUGGGAUUUCAGAUCACCGACACUUGGCCAGCGGUCUUGCAGAUAUCUCAAUCCAAAAAAAUGAGUUUGAAAUCAAAAGCAUUUCAGGUUAAGCUUUUCUGGAUGAUAACACUCAAGAUUACUGUUUCGGGUCUUCAUUCUUAAGGAUUCCGUAUCACAUAAAACUUGAACUGUACAACUCUGUAUGCUUUUCUCUCGUUAAC
Marmota monax (woodchuck) is the source of this 5232-nucleotide messenger RNA. It is a transcript of the gene Ptk6, whose product is annotated as protein tyrosine kinase 6. NCBI's taxonomy places the organism in Eukaryota, Metazoa, Chordata, Mammalia, Rodentia, Sciuridae. The record is from RefSeq and is a predicted model, not a curated record. Gene Ontology annotation, biological process: protein phosphorylation; cell differentiation; innate immune response. The transcript is spliced from 8 exons. Gene Ontology annotation, molecular function: signaling receptor binding; non-membrane spanning protein tyrosine kinase activity; ATP binding. The coding region runs from base 85 to 1437 and encodes 450 amino acids. Gene Ontology annotation, cellular component: extrinsic component of cytoplasmic side of plasma membrane.